GGACUGGGAGAGCCGGGGAGGCCAGAGAGGCCAGCUGUGAGAGGAACGCGAGCCCUGGAAGCACCGCGGAGGCCUGAGGAGCUGUUAUUGCUUCUCUUGGUAUCUACCGACUGUUUCUACUCCCUACUGUCACCCAGAGAUCUUGGAGCUGGUUCCUCAGAGCUGCCCUGAUCCUUGCUCUUUCACAACACUCUCCUCUUUCUAAAUGGACCAGCAGAUGGCUUAGUGGUUGUUACAUGGUUACAUCGCUGGACUCUCCCAAGUGGCUGACAGGUUCACAUCCUAGAGUUGGAGUCUUUAAAAUCAUGCCAGUGGUCUAAGAGCAGAAGCCUCUGGGCUGGAUGGAAUUUAGCAUCAAAAAAAGCCCUCUUUCUGUUCAGAAAGUUGUAAAGUCCAUAGAGAUGAAGCAGGCACCAGAAAUCCUUGGCAAUACUAACGGAAAGACUCAGAACUGUGAAGUGAAUCGUGACUGUUCUGUAUUCCUCAGCAAAGCCCAGCUUUCUAACAGUCUACAGGAGGGGGUCAUGCAAAAAUUUAAUGGCCAUGAUGCACUUCCCUUUAUUCCAACUGAGAAGUUGAAAGAUCUUACUUCCCGAGUAUUUAAUGGAGAACCUGGUGCUCAUGAUGCCAAAUUGCGUUUUGAGUCUCAGGACAUGAAAGGAAUUGGGACACCACCUAAUACUACCCCUAUCAAAAAUGGCUCUCCAGAAAUUAAGCUGAAAAUCACCAAAACGUACAUGAAUGGGAAACCUCUCUUUGAAUCAUCCAUUUGUGGAGACAGUGCUGCUGAUGUGUCUCAGUCAGAAGAAAAUGGACAAAAACCAGAAAACAAGGCAAGAAGGAACAGGAAGAGGAGCAUAAAAUACGACUCCUUACUAGAGCAGGGCCUCGUUGAAGCAGCUCUAGUGUCCAAGAUCUCAAAUUCUUCAGAUAAAAAGAUUCCAGCUAAGAAAGAAUCCUGUCCAAACACUGGCAGAGACAAAGACCACCUGUUGAAAUAUAAUGUAGGAGAUUUGGUGUGGUCCAAAGUGUCGGGUUAUCCUUGGUGGCCUUGCAUGGUUUCUGCUGAUCCACUCCUUCACAACUAUACCAAACUUAAAGGUCAGAAAAAGAGCGCACGCCAGUAUCAUGUACAGUUCUUUGGUGAUGCCCCAGAAAGAGCUUGGAUAUUUGAGAAGAGCCUUGUAGCUUUUGAAGGAGAAGGACAGUUUGAAAAAUUAUGCCAGGAGAGUGCCAAGCAGGCACCUACGAAAGCUGAGAAAAUUAAGCUGUUGAAACCUAUUUCAGGGAAAUUGAGGGCCCAGUGGGAAAUGGGCAUCAUUCAAGCAGAAGAAGCUGCAAGCAUGUCAGUGGAGGAGCGGAAAGCCAAGUUCACCUUUAUCUAUAUGGGGGACCAGCUUCAUCUCAACCCUCAUGUAGCUCAGGAGGCAGGUCUUGCUGUGGAGCCCUCCGGAGAAAUGACAGAAUCCUUAGGAGUCAGUGAAGAAGCUGCUGAAAAUCUCAAGUCUGUCAGAGAAGAUGGCAUUCCCAUGAAGAGAAGACGGAGAGCCAAACUGUCUAGCUUUGCUGAGUACCAGGAGAGUGACCCUGGCACAGUGAAGGGUAUUCCUCACAAGACAGCAGAGGUUGAUACCAGAAAAGGAGUAGGGUCUCUUUCUGGGAGGAAGAAGGCCACAGCUUCCACUCCACGAAGCAGAAAGGGAGAUGCAGCAUCCCAGUUUUUGGUCUUCUGUCAAAAGCACAGGGAUGAGGUUGUUGCUGAGCAUCCAGAUGCCUCAGGUGAAGAGAUUGAAGAGUUGCUUGGAUCCCAAUGGAACAUGCUCAAUGAAAAACAGAAAGCACGCUAUAACACAAAGUUUGCCCUAGUGACUUCUGCCCAGACUGAAGAAGACUCUGGUAACUUAAAUGGGAAAAAAAGAAACCACACAAAGAGGACACAGGAUCCUACAGAAGAUGCUGAAGCUGAGGAUGCACCCAGGAAAAGACUCAGGACCGACAAGCAUAGUCUUCGGAAGCAGAGAGACACGAUCACUGACAAAACGUCCAGAACAAGCUCUUACAAGACCAUAGAGGCAGCUUCCUCACUCAAGAGCCAGGCAGCGACGAAAAAUCUGUCUGAUGCAUGCAAACCACUGAAGAAGCGAAAUCGGGCUUCCGCAGCAGCGUCUUCAGCUCUUGGGUUUAGCAAAAAUUCAUCUCCUUCUGCAUCCUUAACUGAGAAUGAGGUCUCAGACAGCCCAGGAGAUGAGCCCUCGGAGUCCCCAUAUGAAAGUGCAGAUGAAACACAGACUGAAGUGUCCAUCUCAUCUAAAAAGUCUGAACGAGGAGUGACCGCCAAAAAGGAGUACGUGUGUCAGCUGUGUGAGAAGACAGGCAGCCUCUUGCUAUGCGAAGGCCCCUGCUGCGGAGCUUUCCACCUUGCCUGCCUUGGGCUUUCCCGGAGACCAGAAGGGAGGUUCACCUGCAGCGAGUGUGCGUCAGGGAUUCACUCAUGUUUCGUGUGUAAGGAGAGCAAGACAGAUGUUAAACGCUGUGUGGUGACUCAGUGUGGAAAAUUCUACCAUGAAGCUUGUGUGAAAAAAUACCCUCUGACUGUGUUUGAGAGUCGAGGCUUUCGCUGCCCCCUCCACAGCUGUGUGAGCUGCCAUGCUUCAAACCCUUCAAACCCAAGACCAUCGAAAGGUAAAAUGAUGCGGUGUGUCCGCUGCCCCGUUGCCUAUCAUGGAGGGGACGCUUGUCUGGCAGCAGGAUGCUCGGUCAUCGCAUCCAACAGUAUCAUCUGCACAGGCCAUUUCACGGCUCGGAAGGGGAAAAGGCAUCAUGCCCACGUCAAUGUGAGCUGGUGCUUUGUGUGUUCCAAAGGUGGAAGCCUUCUGUGCUGUGAGUCCUGCCCAGCAGCCUUCCAUCCCGACUGCCUGAACAUUGAGAUGCCCGACGGCAGCUGGUUCUGCAAUGAUUGCAGGGCUGGGAAGAAGCUACACUUCCAAGAUAUUAUUUGGGUUAAACUUGGGAACUACAGAUGGUGGCCGGCAGAAGUUUGCCAUCCCAAAAAUGUUCCCCCAAAUAUUCAGAAAAUGAAGCACGAGAUUGGAGAAUUCCCUGUGUUUUUCUUUGGGUCUAAAGAUUAUUACUGGACGCAUCAGGCACGAGUGUUCCCGUACAUGGAGGGGGACCAGGGCAGCCGCUACCAGGGGGUCAGAGGAAUCGGAAGAGUCUUCAAAAACGCACUGCAAGAAGCUGAAGCUCGUUUUCGUGAAAUCAAACUUCAAAGGGAAGCCCGAGAAACGCAGGAGAGUGAGCGCAAGCCUCCACCAUACAAACACAUCAAGGUGAAUAAGCCUUAUGGGAAAGUCCAGAUAUACACAGCUGAUAUUUCCGAAAUCCCAAAGUGCAACUGUAAGCCCACAGAUGAGAAUCCCUGUGGCUUUGACUCAGAGUGUUUGAAUAGGAUGCUGAUGUUUGAGUGCCACCCGCAGGUGUGUCCCGCGGGUGAGUACUGCCAAAACCAGUGCUUCACCAAGCGUCAGUACCCUGAAACCAAGAUCAUCAAGACAGACGGCAAAGGGUGGGGCCUUGUCGCCAAGAGGGACAUCCGAAAGGGAGAAUUUGUUAAUGAGUAUGUUGGGGAGCUCAUUGAUGAAGAGGAGUGCAUGGCAAGAAUCAAGUAUGCUCAUGAGAAUGACAUCACUCACUUUUACAUGCUCACUAUAGACAAGGACCGUAUAAUUGAUGCUGGCCCCAAAGGAAACUAUUCUCGAUUUAUGAAUCACAGUUGCCAGCCCAACUGUGAGACCCUCAAGUGGACAGUGAAUGGUGACACUCGGGUGGGCCUGUUUGCUCUGUGUGACAUUCCUGCAGGGACAGAGCUGACUUUUAAUUACAACCUGGAUUGCUUGGGCAAUGAAAAAACGGUCUGUCGGUGUGGAGCUUCCAAUUGUAGUGGAUUCCUUGGGGACAGACCAAAGACCUCAGCAGCUCUUUCCUCAGAGGAAAAGGGCAAAAAGACCAAGAAGAAAAUGAGGAGGCGUCGAGCAAAGGGAGAAGGGAAGCGGCAGUCAGAGGAUGAGUGCUUCCGCUGUGGGGAUGGCGGCCAGCUGGUGCUGUGUGACCGCAAGUUCUGCACCAAGGCCUACCACCUGUCCUGCCUGGGCCUGGGCAAGAGGCCUUUCGGAAAGUGGGAAUGUCCCUGGCAUCAUUGUGACGUGUGUGGCAAACCUUCAACUUCAUUUUGCCACCUUUGCCCCAAUUCAUUUUGUAAGGAACACCAAGAUGGGACAGCCUUCAACUCUACCCAGGAUGGGCAGUCGUACUGCUAAAAGUUUACCCAAGUAUUCUUUACAAUGGCUUUUUUGCCUUGUGGAAUUGCAAGAUGUAUUUGGACCUAUACCUACCUACUUCUCUGUGGCCGUGACCUGCACUCUGAGGCUUUAGAUGUGAACAUCCGUGAGCUCCAGCACCUCCCCCAAGCAGCACCAACAAGAGGAAGUUUUGCUGACUGGUGGCUUUCUGGCUCUCCUAUCAUGGUUCCAAAAAAGAGUAACCAAAGGACCAAAACAACAAUAAGAAAACAAGUUUUGCAGUUGCUGAUGACCACUUGUGGGGGCUGUUAACUCUGGCUGUGCAUUUGCCUGGUAAGACAGGUGGCUGUUUUUUUUUUUUUCCUUCAGUUUUGAACUCUUUUUCCGAAAAUACUGGAUUGGUUCAUAUAAACUCAUACUCCAUAUGCCCUUACUUGAAAGGAGGUUCCAGUGAUGGCUGGGCGGCAUCCCAGCAUGCACAUGGCCUUGCCCUUUAGAGCCCAAGGUCCUCGGGCUUCUCUGAUAAGUGCAGGCUGAUGUCACUUUCUACAAGAUCUCUUCCUGCCAGUGAAAAGACUUCUAUAUAAGUCACAACAUCAGAAUUGGCCUUGUAGUGCACUUUGGGGAGCAGAUUAACUUAUUUUUUUUAUUUGACAGUAGUCACUUUGAUAUCACUUCCAAAUUAUUUUACCUUUCUGAAGGAAAUACUGCAAAAAUUUAAAAUAUGGUACCCUUUUCAAAAACUGUUAAAACUAAUGAGCGAAUAACACUAACUGAAGACCGUUACAACACCAGUUUAUAAAUCUGAGUAAAACAAGGCUUUAAAGUAGCGGCUCCAGGCUUGAAGGGCUUUCCUCCCUGGGGGCUGACAAGGCACACAGCCAUGACCGUGCAUGUGGUGGUGCUUGGACCUGCCUAAUUUUUUCCUAAGAGUCUUGGGGGAAGAUUUGUUUUUGAGGAUGUAGUAACUUUCUGAAUAUCAGCUUCAAUCCUUUUACCAUUAAUGUGAAGAAUUGUGAAGCAAAACAAAUGGCAACUGUCAACAUUUCUGGAUUCCUUGGCAUCGGAACCAAUCAGCAUAUGUACCUGAGCCUGUCUCCUUGCACAGGGUCAGGCAACAGCCCUGUGUUGUGCACAGCUGGUAUGUCCAUACCAGCACAGGAAUGCACUGUGCAUGGAGUCACAGGGAUGUGUCCAUAAGGGCAGGUAGAGACCUUGGUCACUUGGGGGGGGGAGUGUAUCUGGCGCCUAAAGUGGUGAGAACCUGCUUGUCCGGUCCUCUGGGGAAAGACCCUCCUGAACCUGAUGGUUAUCUGCCCAGCCACCCCCCCCUCCCCACCUGUCUUGUGCACUCAGAUUUGUGUUUUGACACCUCCAAAGUGUCUUGACAUCUGAUCCAUGGUGUGCAUGGUAUCCAUCUCCCACAACUACCUUAUUUUCAAGAAUUCAAGGUAACCCUGUUUUAAUUAAACUUAGUGCAAACAACUGUCAGUUGCCAAAUAUCUUGAUUUAUAAGAAAAGUAGUUGAUGACUGUUAGUAGAGUAAAAUGCUGUGUCCAUUGGGCGUCAUGGUGUCACCGUACCCUGUUGAGAUGUGAAAUGCCCUGUCACAAAUUAAAUAUAAAUUUAAAUGUGCCUAUUGGUGUCUAAACUUCAUACAAUAUAAGGCCAAGUUCUUUUGAGGACUG
This is a messenger RNA of Tupaia belangeri chinensis (Chinese tree shrew), 5986 nucleotides long. It is a transcript of the gene NSD2, whose product is annotated as nuclear receptor binding SET domain protein 2. The record is from RefSeq and is a predicted model, not a curated record. Gene Ontology annotation, cellular component: nucleus. The coding region runs from base 342 to 4316 and encodes 1324 amino acids. Gene Ontology annotation, molecular function: histone methyltransferase activity. Lineage: Eukaryota; Metazoa; Chordata; Mammalia; Scandentia; Tupaiidae. The transcript has 26 exons.